Messenger RNA from Macroventuria anomochaeta, 907 nucleotides. RefSeq names its product LexA/Signal peptidase. Gene Ontology annotation, cellular component: membrane; mitochondrial inner membrane peptidase complex. Gene Ontology annotation, molecular function: serine-type endopeptidase activity. The transcript has a single exon. Lineage: Eukaryota; Fungi; Ascomycota; Dothideomycetes; Pleosporales; Didymellaceae. Bases 32 to 907 code for a protein of 291 amino acids. The record is from RefSeq and is a predicted model, not a curated record.
AUUGCUACCUCACCAAUUGGCGGCGCACAACAUGCCCCCUCAGUCGCCAUUCCGAAUAGCUAAUAGAGCUUAUGCUACAUUGAAAACGAAGACUGCCCCCGUCCUCCACACACGACAAGCUCCACAGCGCUCCUCACCAGCACAAGCUUCAUCGUCACCUCUACCUUCACCACCACCCAGCUGGACACAAUCUCCCUCCCUCCGCCGCACCGCCCGCAUCCUAGCAUGGAGCACCAACGUCAUCGCCGGUCUCUGUGCCAUAACCUUCAUCCGCGACAACCUCCUGCGCAUCGACGUGAUCCGGGGCUCCUCCAUGUCGCCCACGCUCUCUCCCACCGUCCACGAGACCGGUGCUGAAGACUGGGUCGUCAUAGCCCCUGUUCGCGAACGGCCACCAAAGAUCCAAUACAAAGACGGCCGCGCAUUCGUGGAGGACAGCAAGCAGAAAGAAGGCGAGGGCGUUCGCAGGGGCGACAUCGUGACGUUCUGGAAACCGCAUAGACCCGAGGAAAUCAGUAUUAAGCGGGUCGUUGCGUUGCCGGGCGAUGUCGUGUAUCCUAAGCGCGGGUAUGCGCUUGAUCCUGAGAUCGUGAGGACGGGACGCGCGCAUACGCUUGAUGGGCUGCCGCAGGUAGAUGAGGAUGCUGUUGGUGGGAGGCUAGAGGAGUUGGAGGUGGGCAAGGUAGUGGUGCCGUAUGGACAUGUAUGGGUUGAAGGGGAUAAUUGGCGGAACAGCUUUGAUAGUAGGGAUUUUGGACCGCUUGCUAAGGGGCUGAUUGAGGGGAGGGCGGUGAAGAUUUGGAGGGGGUGGGCGGAUUGGAGGGAUGUUGGGGAUGAGCGGGAGAAGAAGGGGAGGAGUAGGGUUGUGAAGGGGAGGGGGGAAGUGCCAAAGGUGUUCUUAGAGUGA